CCGGGCGCCAAAAUCGAGGCAGACGGAGGGUUUUUCCCAGCCAAGGCACAUUAGGCAGACACAUCCAUAGCGUUUCAGCAGAAUCUUAACCGCUUACAUAUUACACCCUGCCUGACGGUCCCCACUCAUUUUCAACUGCUUCGAUCCGUCAAACAGAGCAGCUAAAAUGGGCGACGAAAAGCGUAGGUGUCGUUCCGACUUUGUAUCCAGACCAACAUGGCAACUCACUUGACAAUAGGAUCCGUGAUUUCACAGAAGGGGCCGCAGUCGGAAUUGCCUCCACCGCCGUAUAUCGAAGCCACGUGCAGCACGAGAGAGACUAUAACUGAUGUCCCAGACGGCAAAUGGGAUCUCGCAUGCACAAUUCCCUCACACGAUAUGUGCCUAUGCUUGACCGAGGAAGGCAGGCCAACGUGGCUGAACAUGUCAGAUCACACUGAACCCUCCGGCAAGAGCUUCCGGCGGCACGGAUUCGAUGUUGACCUCACUCGACCUUCAAUCACGUUGAAAAAGCAAUCGUAUACCUGGUCAUGUGAACGAGAUUCCGCCGCAGGAGGUCUUUUACUGUCCCAAGGCAAAGAUUUGUCACUGGCAAACUUCGGGAAUCAAUUGGUCAUCUUCGAGCGGACGGUUGAGAUCGAAGACCGAAGUCGACCACCACCAAAGUCUCCCGAGGACAAGAAAGGCUCUCUUAAAGUCGAAACAGCAUCUCCCAACAUCUUCUGUCUCACGGGAACAGAUGUCUAUCAGGUUGAAGGCGACGAAAAAGACCUGGUCAUUCGGUCACAAUGUUUCCUGAGGCUGUGGGACAUAGUCAAGGGAAGAUUCCGCUGGGAGAUGUUCAAGCCAGUGGGACAACUCUUCUGCCUCACCAAUCAGUAUGUCGUCUUCCAAGUUAGUCGCUACAAGCUACAUCAGCGAAAAAACGGUUAUAUACAUGGGGAGUUCGCUUUUCCCGCUUACUCAGUCUUCAUUAGCUUAAAAAAUGAGGACAAAUUUGGUCCCAUGGUAACUAAGGAUGGGCUCGUGUUGUACAAGCCGUGCAAGAAGGCCCUUUUUAUGUGUCAUAUCGGUGAUCGAGAAGUCAGAAUCCAAGCAUGGGAAUCAGAGGACGAAAUACGAGGUUCUCUGGUCCUGCGUGGCGACCUGAACAAUCUCCAGGUGGAGAUUAUUGGGCAGAACGCUAGUUGGACCAAGCAUGAAAUGGAGGAGCCGGUCUUCAAAAAUUGGGAUCCGAUCAAGAAGUACGUGCUGAAGACGUGACUUUAUCACCCUCCUGUACCCGGAUACGCGGCCAUGCAUCAGCUGCUAUAGGAAGGCACUUGCCCUUUUGCGAUCGACACAGGCGAGAGGAAGGGAUUUGACAAUUUGGCAAGGCUGGUGUCUCACACCGCAGAAGAUACAUCAAAAAAAAAGGAUUCCAUCGAUGCUCGACAGUGGAGUGGGCAGCCGAACAUCCUGGCGAGUGGAUCCUAUCUCCUCUUCCUGCGGCAAUUAGUUAGACCGUGGCAUCGAUGAGGAUAAUGCAUCGGAGCAUAGAGGUCUGAUACUUUACCAACCGGCGGUGUUCGGUCUACAUGUUUUGAAGGAAUUUGGUAUAUCCGCUGUGACAUUGCCGUACUUUCUAUAGCAAUAUCAAUCAUUGAUACGAUGUCACGGUGGUGAGAGCGCUGAA
This is a messenger RNA of Cladophialophora immunda, 1675 nucleotides long. RefSeq lists its product as uncharacterized. The transcript has a single exon. The record is from RefSeq and is a predicted model, not a curated record. Lineage: Eukaryota; Fungi; Ascomycota; Eurotiomycetes; Chaetothyriales; Herpotrichiellaceae. Bases 217 to 1263 code for a protein of 348 amino acids.